This is a messenger RNA of Staurois parvus, 312 nucleotides long. The record is from the annotation of a GenBank genome assembly. Lineage: Eukaryota; Metazoa; Chordata; Amphibia; Anura; Ranidae.
AAGCAAUCAUUUCUCCUUCUCUCUGGCUGCAUUCUUGCAGCCAUUGAGAACUACUGUGUGAACUGUGAUUGGUCACAGCUUGUCACAUGGUACAAGGCUGUUGUGAAUGGCCCUGUACCAUGAGAUCUCUGAUCAUUCACAGAUUUCACACGUAGUAAGCAAUGAUGGCAGAAGUGACAUCUUGCUUACUACUGUUCAUGUGAUCACUGAUUGGCCAAUCAGUGAUCACAUGAUAGGGACCCUCGCACAGAGGUCCCGUGCAGCAGCUCCCAGGGAGCAUGCAUAGUCCAAAAUGGUGGCCGCCAUUUAUGA